This is a messenger RNA of Pogoniulus pusillus (Red-fronted tinkerbird), 957 nucleotides long. Its product is annotated as olfactory receptor 14I1-like. The transcript has a single exon. NCBI's taxonomy places the organism in Eukaryota, Metazoa, Chordata, Aves, Piciformes, Lybiidae. The record is from RefSeq and is a predicted model, not a curated record. Gene Ontology annotation, cellular component: membrane. Gene Ontology annotation, biological process: G protein-coupled receptor signaling pathway. Bases 1 to 957 code for a protein of 318 amino acids. Gene Ontology annotation, molecular function: olfactory receptor activity; G protein-coupled receptor activity; odorant binding.
AUGUCCAACAGCAGCUCCAUCACCCACUUCCUCCUGCUGCCAUUCCCAGGCACAUGGCAGCUGCAGCUGCUGCACUUCUGCCUCUUCCUGGCCAUCUACCUGACUGCUCUCCUGGGCAACAGCCUCAUCAUCGCCACCAUAGCCUGGGACCACCACCUGCACACCCCCAUGUACUUCUUCCUCCUCAACCUCUCCAUCCUUGAUUUGGGAUCCAUCUCCACCAUUGUGCCCAAGACCAUGGCCAAUUUCCUCUGGGGUACCAGGGACAUCUCCUAUGUUGGAUGUGUUGCACAAGUUUUCCUCUUUGUCUUUUUUCUUUCAGCAGAGUAUUUUCUCCUCACCAUCAUGGCCUACGACCGCUACGUUGCCAUCUGCAGAUCCCUGCACUAUGGCACCCUCCUGGGCAGCAGAGCUUGUGCCCACCUGGCAGCAGCUGUCUGGGCCAGUGGCUUUCUCUAUACUCUGCUGCACACAGCCAAUACAUUUUCCCUGCCCCUCUGCCAGGGCAAUGCUGUGCACCAGUUCUUCUGUGAGAUCCCUCAGAUCCUCAAGCUCUCCUGCUCUAGCUUUUACCUCAGGGAAUUUCGACUUCUUGUCUUUAGUGCUUUAGUCUUUCUGGGAUGUUUUGUGUUCAUUGUGGUGUCCUAUGUGCAGAUCUUCAGGGCAGUGCUGAGGAUGCCCUCUGAGCAGGGACGCCACAAAGCCUUUACCACCAGCCUCCCUCACCUGGCUGUGAUCUCCCUAUUUUUGGGCACUGCCAUAUUUGCCUGUUUGAAGCCUCCCUCUAUCUCCUCCCAAAUCCUGACUCUUUUGGCUGCCGGUCUGUACUCAUUGGUGCCUCCAGCAGUGAACCCCCUCAUUUAUAGCCUGAGGAACCAGGAGCUUAAGAAAGCAGUUUGGAAACUUUUGAAAAUGCUUUCCAGAAGCUAUAGGGUGUCUGUGUUCUUCACCCUGUGA